This is a messenger RNA of Parnassius mnemosyne (clouded apollo), 4068 nucleotides long. The record is from the annotation of a GenBank genome assembly. NCBI's taxonomy places the organism in Eukaryota, Metazoa, Arthropoda, Insecta, Lepidoptera, Papilionidae.
AUGGAUCCUUUUACUCAGCGUAUGUUAGAAAGGGCGCGGGCAAGACAGGAGAAAAUUGACCAAAAACUGGCAAAUUCUGGACAGGCUGUGCCAAAACGGAAGCCUUUAGCUGAGAACGUUGGAAUCGUUAAGCCUCAAUCUUCCCCAAGUAAAUCGCCUAUUAAACCUUCAAGGGAUUCUGUGCUAUCACCAAAAAAAUCAGCCAGAGAUUCGUUAAAAAAUGAUUUACAGAGAAAAAGUAUACAAAAGACUGAUCUUGUAGUUGCUUCGCCACAGAAGCGUAACGAUGUAGUGGUAACGAAAAAGGAGUUCAAAAGCCCUAACAGGGGAAGCUUAAACAGACGCAACUCUGAUGUAUCUGUGGAGAUUAACAUUUCACACAGAAAUGAUAUACAAAUAGAAGUGCAAGUGGAGGAAAGGGAGAUUCCUAUCAGUAUAGUCUAUGAUCCAAACAUGGAAAAAGGCAGUAGUGUGACUAUUAAAGAAAUUGAAGACGACACCUCUCGCGCAAUCGUGGAGAAAGAAGAAUGUCACACGGCUGACGCUAAGAAUGAACGUCCAGCAUUACGCCAUAAUAUAAAAUCCAGACUGGACAGACUAGGAAACCUGUAUUCUGAUGAACCUAAUCUAUCAUCGCCAAUACAUCGCACAGAAUUGGAAUUCAACUCCGCCACUCCGCCAUCAGCAUCAGAACCAACGAAAGAGACGAAGCCGACGCACGAUGGCAAGAAGAAAUUCGGAAGACUUGCAGCUUUGGCAGACCAGAUCAAUAAUUGGGAGGAUGAUCUAUCGCAUCAUAACUUUAACCAAGAACCUAAGAAAAAUCAACCGCAGCAACGAAAACCCAAAGAUGAAAAGCUCGAGUCCUCCACUCUGGAUGUGUCCAUACACUCUAUCAACGACAUAAAUAAAGCAUUGCAAUCUACUGCUACUUCAAAUCGGACUGCAAAACCUUACACCCCUCGCAUCUUCACGAAACCGGUGAACGAGUGCCAGCGCCUCGAGAAGAAAAUCGUUGCUGAAUUGCAGGGCGAAGGAUUCCGGCGAGUCUCCGCUAGCCAAUCGCGGCUAGUUUAUGAUUUUACAACGCCGGAAAACACCGAUCGCGACCGACAGGGACCGAAGUGCACGCAGACAACCCCCAGUGCCGCCGCAGCCCCCAAGAUGGCGACAAUGGUCGCCAGCACACCGCCGGCUAACCCGGCGACCGUAACAAAAAAACCCUCCAUCAAAAAAUAUCGGGCACCUACGCCCCCGCGUAAGCUGCCAACGGACGAAAAUAGUGACAGUGAUAAAGACAAGGAAAACAAUGUGCUUCCGCAGGAAGAAAACCAAAACGACUCAUCGGAAUGUUGUAUACAAACAAAAACUGACGAUGACAAGCCGGCUUCCGAAAAGGGAUCGCCGGUAGUAAAAAAAAUUGCGCCAAGACUGAACGGCAAUGUCGACAGGAGCUCUGUAUUGUCCAAAGCAGCCAUGUUCGAGGCGGGAAGCCCUAAAACUAAAGAAAAAGACCCUGCGGAGAUGUCGUUAAGGGAACGCAAGGCGCUUUUUGAAAAAAAUAAGGGCUCCGCGAUUGUACCGAAAGCACCCUUCGGUCUUGCACCCUCCGUCAAAACAUUGCAAGGGGAAAAUAAAGCUGACAAAACACGGACAGCCCAAAACGCUAAAUCAGACACCAAUAAAGCCUUAUCAGAUACCACGCCAGUGCAUACGUCCGGUUCUAGAACGAACCUCUCUUCAAGCAAUUCUAGAACGAACCUCUCCUCGAGCAAUUCUAGAACGAAUCUCUCUUCGACCAAUUCUAGAACCAAUUCAAAGGAUAGCGUCAACGAGGAUACUGUUAGUCAGAGUUCUUUUGGUGGUGGAAUAAAAGGCAAACUGGCGGCUUUAUUUAACAAAGAGCAGACGAUAAGCGAGACGACAAUCACUAAUAAAUUUAAACAGGAAAGAGAGAAAGAGAUGGAGAUGUUGCAAAACAGAUUCCAUUAUAAGCCUAAACAAGAAGACACUCAACAGCUCAAUGACUCCGAUGACGAUCAGAGCGAGCACGAUCCCUCUGAGAAGGCCCCUUUAAUGGGCAGUACGACGAGCCUAUCCCUAGCGAGCAAGAAAGCCGAAAUUGUAUCCAACUUGCCCAAAGUUACCUUCGAUGAGAAGGAAUCGGAAGCGCCCGCUGAUAAGGAGGAUAAAGUUGUUGCCUCACAACCCGUAAAACGGAGAAGCUCUCAAGAUUCACAAGUUGUUCUUUCAGUACUGGAUGAUGUGAAGAGGAUAAAAGUAAACAAUAGCAAAGAAACAAACGGAUCUGUACUUCCGCAAGCUACUAUCUACCCACAUUUGUCAGAUAUUGAGACCGACCAUUCCAAUUCCCAAGAGGAGUAUUCUGACUGUGGUGGCUCAAGUGUAGAGAACCAUACCAACGAAAAUGUUUUGAAUAAAUCUGAUAAUUGGGCUGAAACGUCGUUCGGUCGAGAGGUGAUGAAUGUGGUGAAGAAAAACAACACGAGUUAUAAAAAGGCAGUACGCGAAAGCGAUUCGGACAGUUCUCAUAGUGCAUGUGACAGUGAACUCGAUGAUCUCCUGGAUGAAGCACUUGAAGACAGCGAGGGUCCCACGCCGCCUAAAGUGAACAAGCAGGGUCUGUCUUCAUCGAGCUUCGUAUACGAAGAAAAGGCGAAAUUCAAGUCGCCAGUCAAAAUGCCUCCAGCUACUACACCGGCCAGGAACGACCGCGGCUCGGAACUAGUGCACAGCGUCAGUUUCUACAGAAGAAUGCAAAAUGCCUCAACAACCCCGUCGACUCCGCUCCGAGUGAUACGACACACGUCACCGGAUCGCGAGAUACCGCCAACUCCGGACCAGCCCGUCGUCAACGUCACCACAGUGCGCGAACGCAUCAAGGAAUUGCAGAACGAAAUCGCCAAGCAACAGACAAUCAUAUCACAGGCCAGUCAAGCAUUGAAUCUUUGCGCCGCUACAAUAGAAUUUAGCGGCUCCACGGAACAAGCUGAAGGCGAGAGGCUAUUGCUUUUAGCGAGCCACAGGCGGCAGGCGUGCGUGCACGAGGUGCAGCGGCUGCAGGUGGAGGGCGCGGGCCCGGCCGCCGCCGCCGGCCCCGCCUCGCUACACCUGCACGCGCUCAAUGUACCCUUACGUCGCGACUACGUGCGGCAACUUAACGCGGAUGGUGCCACUGGUCACCAUGCUGUGUGCUUACUGAAGUGUCGCGACCGUGUUUUGGCCACAAGCAUGCAGCUAACCCAGCCCACCAGCAGCAUUUUACAUUUCCCCGACGAGAUACGAAUGGAUGGACUCGCCAGUGAUUUCAAGGUCACUGUUGAAAUCUAUCUAUUGCAAGCGUCAAAGGAAAUUCUACCCCAUGAAGUCAAAUAUCACAUCUCAAAUAAGAAGUCAAACUCAAAACUCCUGACUCCAAAGUCAAAGGUAUCAGAACUGAAGGCCCCGCGCGUCCAGAGUCCGGCCGGACCUCACUCCGUCAGAAGUCCGCAGUUCCAGUUGCAUGGGUAUUGCAUAUUCGCGUUGCAACAGGCGUCCAGGAAAUCCUUCACGUUAAAUAAGGUGCCUUGCGGCAGUCCGCUGGAGGGCUCGCUGAACGUAGACAUCCGCGCCAAGCUGCGCGUGUCGCCGCCCGCGCCGCACUGCGCCUUCCUCACGGCCUUCGACGACGUGUCGGGGCUCGGCGCCUGGCACCGCCGCUGGUUCCGCCUCACCACCCCUCGCCUGCAGUACUGGAAGUACCCGGACGAUGCCAACAAGAAGAUGCCAAUCGGCGACAUCGACCUCUCUACAGUGGUGUCGGAUAGAGUUGUGAAGGCGCCCAGAGAUCUCUGUGCAAGACCGAACACCCUCCUUCUAGAAACUUCCGUGCCCGCCGGCUUAGCGUCCCCGGACACGGGCUCGCUCAUUUACGUGCAACGACCGGACGGACAGAUUGUGCGGAGACAUCUUUUAGCUGCAGACACGCCCAAGGAUAGAGAUGAAUGGCUCGCGUGUCUCAAUAAGGCGUUAGAAUAUGUGAGGUGCAUGGGUACGGACGAUGAUUAA